CAUCAUCCCCUCGAUAAAAAAAUCCCUUCAUUUCCUUCUCUGUUCUCUCACAAACAAGAUUUUAAGAAGACCCUUGAACCUCUUUGUUUUCUCAUUUCAUUUAAAACAAUGAGAGAAAUCCUUCACGUUCAAGGAGGUCAAUGCGGGAACCAAAUCGGAUCCAAGUUUUGGGAAGUGAUCUGCGGCGAGCACGGUGUUGAUCCUACCGGAAGGUACACUGGAGAUGGAACAUCCGAUAUGCAACUAGAGCGGAUUGAUGUGUAUUACAACGAGGCUUCCGGUGGAAGGUACGUUCCUCGUGCGGUCCUUAUGGAUCUUGAACCUGGUACUAUGGAUAGUAUCAGAUCCGGUCCCUACGGCCAGAUCUUUAGGCCAGAUAAUUUCGUAUUUGGACAAUCGGGUGCCGGAAACAACUGGGCCAAAGGUCAUUACACUGAAGGAGCCGAGUUGAUUGAUGCUGUUCUUGAUGUUGUUCGCAAAGAGGCUGAGAAUUGUGAUUGCCUGCAAGGUUUCCAGGUAUGCCAUUCACUUGGAGGAGGCACAGGCUCUGGCAUGGGAACUCUCCUGAUAUCAAAAAUUAGAGAGGAGUAUCCAGACAGGAUGAUGUUGACAUUCUCUGUUUUCCCUUCACCGAAAGUCUCCGAUACAGUUGUGGAGCCUUAUAAUGCCACCCUCUCUGUUCAUCAGUUGGUUGAGAAUGCUGAUGAAUGCAUGGUCCUUGACAAUGAGGCUCUUUAUGAUAUUUGCUUCCGGACCCUGAAGCUCACUACUCCUAGCUUUGGAGAUCUGAACCACUUGAUUUCUGCAACUAUGAGUGGUGUAACGUGCUGCCUAAGGUUCCCUGGACAGCUGAACUCUGACCUCCGGAAAUUGGCAGUUAAUCUGAUCCCAUUCCCACGUCUUCACUUCUUUAUGGUUGGUUUUGCACCACUCACAUCCCGUGGUUCCCAGCAGUACAUUUCUCUCACUGUCCCGGAGCUGACUCAGCAGAUGUGGGAUGCCAAGAACAUGAUGUGUGCUGCCGAUCCUCGCCAUGGUCGUUACCUGACAGCGUCAGCUAUGUUCCGAGGCAAAAUGAGCACCAAAGAGGUUGAUGAACAGAUGAUGAAUGUCCAGAACAAGAAUUCAUCAUACUUUGUGGAGUGGAUUCCCAAUAACGUGAAGUCCAGCGUUUGUGAUAUCCCGCCGAAGGGUCUGACGAUGUCGUCUACUUUUAUAGGGAACUCGACAUCCAUCCAGGAGAUGUUUAGAAGGGUAAGCGAGCAAUUCACGGCAAUGUUCCGCCGUAAGGCCUUUUUGCAUUGGUAUACUGGCGAGGGGAUGGAUGAAAUGGAGUUCACGGAAGCAGAGAGCAACAUGAAUGACUUGGUUGCAGAGUAUCAGCAAUAUCAGGAUGCAACCGUGGAGGAUGAAGGUGAUUAUGAGGACGACGAAGGUCUGGAAGAGAACUAUGAGAACUAAAAUGUGUUGUUAAUUAGCUGCGACGAACCUGAAUGAAGUUUGAGAAUAGCAGCAACCUCUGUCUUGGUAUAUACUACCGUGUGGCUGUCACUGUUUGUUUAAUUCUUCUGCUCUGUUCCUUGUAUUCCGAAUAUGAUGAUGUUUGCUUUUUUUUUUCUUUCUCAGACAUAAAUAAAAAGUUCCGAAUCUGAUGAUGUUUGCUUUUUUUUA
Messenger RNA from Hibiscus syriacus, 1671 nucleotides. RefSeq names its product tubulin beta-6 chain-like. The record is from RefSeq and is a predicted model, not a curated record. Gene Ontology annotation, cellular component: cytoplasm; microtubule. Gene Ontology annotation, biological process: mitotic cell cycle; microtubule cytoskeleton organization. NCBI's taxonomy places the organism in Eukaryota, Viridiplantae, Streptophyta, Magnoliopsida, Malvales, Malvaceae. Gene Ontology annotation, molecular function: GTPase activity; GTP binding; structural constituent of cytoskeleton.